This is a messenger RNA of Musca domestica (house fly), 858 nucleotides long. RefSeq names its product serine protease SP24D. Gene Ontology annotation, molecular function: serine-type endopeptidase activity. Gene Ontology annotation, biological process: proteolysis. The coding region runs from base 37 to 798 and encodes 253 amino acids. The transcript has 2 exons. The record is from RefSeq and is a predicted model, not a curated record. NCBI's taxonomy places the organism in Eukaryota, Metazoa, Arthropoda, Insecta, Diptera, Muscidae.
ACUUCACCCCAAAAGCAAAUCAGUUCAAGUUGAAAUAUGAAACCAAUAACUCUUUUGGCCAGCGUUUGUGUCUUUGCUGCCGCCAUCAGUGGUGUCUGGUCGGCUCCCCAAGCCCGUAUUGUGGGUGGAGAUGAUGCCGUGCCCGGUCAACUUCCCUAUCAGGCCGCUUUAGCUGUUGGAGGUUCCUUCAACUGUGGAGCAGUUAUUUUGAGCGAACUCUAUGCCUUGACUUCAUUGCAUUGUGUGUGUUCGGCCGGUAGCGAUAAGCCUUGGCCACCACAAUUGUUCACUGUCAGAGCCGGCACCACCGACAUUUAUUCCGGUGGCGUUAGCAUCGUUGUCGAAGAGAUCACCGUCAAUCCCAACUACCAUGACCUCUCCACCGGCAUUGCCCUGUUGAAGUUGAGAAGUCCUUUCACAUUCAACGAAUACAUUCAACCUAUUCCAUUGGCCCAAUCAAAUCCUCCCCUAGAAGCUGAGGUGGAAAUUUCCGGUUGGGGCCGCACCAAGGAAGGCCAAACUGACAUGUACCGCUAUUUGCAACUGAACGAAGCCACCGUCAUUGAUCCCGCCGAGUGUGCUCGCGAUUUGGGUCGUGAGGAUCCCGAUAUUCUCUGCAUGAGUCAUCCCCGUAAAAAUGGUAUCUGCCGUGGUGACUUUGGCGGUCCAGCUGUUUACAAUGGCCAAGUUGUGGGUAUUGCUUCCGCUGUAAUUGGUGAAUGUGGCAGCUAUUUGCCUGAUGUCUUCACCAGCGUUGCCGCUCACUAUCAAUGGAUCCAGAACACCAUGCAAGCGUAAUUUUUUUUUAUCAGAAAAUAAAGAAAAAAAUCCGGAAGACCUUUUAAGAAAAUUGAAAAA